UAGAUAUACUUCCGGGUUACUAUUACUACAUCCUCGCAAGACGUGUGUUAGCACAAAAAUGGCCGCAGACAAGCAAAGUGAGAUUAAAAGAUCGGGGAUGGAUGAAAAUAAGGAGAACCUCGGACUGGAAAUUCUUCAGAUCAUUAAGGAGUCACAGCAACAACAUGGGUUGAGACAUGGAGACUAUCAGCGAUACAGGGGCUACUGCUCUCGCCGCUUGCGUCGCCUGCGUAAAACUCUGGGUUUCAAAGUGGGCCACCGACACAAGUUCACUGGGAAGAAAGUGACUGUGGAGAUGGUGUCUGACAAUAGGUACCUGCUGCUGGUGCUGAUGGAGUCAGAGCGAGCAUGGAGUUACGCCAUGCAGCUGAAGCAGGAGGCCAACACUGAGCCGCGCAAGCGCUUCCACCUGCUGGCCCGGCUGCGCAAGGCCGCCAAGCACGGCGAGCACCUGGAGCGCCUCUGCGAGAGCCCGCGCGUGGACGCCAAGACCAAGCUGGAGGCCCAGGCCUACACUGCAUACCUGACGGGAAUGGUCCAGUUUGAGCUUCAGGAGUGGAAAGCUGCUAUGGAGGCCUUCAACAAGUGCAAAACCAUCUAUGAGAAGCUGGCCAGUGCUUUUACUGAGGAGCAGGCGGUGCUCUACAACCAGAGGGUGGAGGAGAUCUCGCCCAACCUCCGCUACUGUGCAUACAACAUUGGUGACCAGAAUGCCAUAAAUGACCUGAUGCAGAUGAGGCUGAGUGCUGGAGGCAGUGGUGGCAUGAUGGCAGAGAAGCUGGAGACUUUGAUCACCCAAACUAGGGCCAAGCAGGCCGCCACCAUGAGCGAGGUGGAGUGGCGCGGGCGCACCGUGCCCGUCAAGAUCGACAAGGCCCGCAUCUUCCUCCUGGGACUGGCAGACAACGAGGCGGCCAUUGCUCAGGCUUCCAGUGAAGAAACUAAGGAGCGCCUUUAUGAGACUCUCCUGGCAGAGUGCAGAGACACCAUCCAGGCCGUGCGAGAGGAAAUCAGGAUUGACGUGAAAACCAGAGAGAGAGGAUCAGAACCGGAGGGAGGGAAGGUCUCUAACCUGCAGUUCCUGCACAGCUACCUGACCUACAUCAAGCUGUGGACCGUGGUGAAGCGCAAUGAGAGCAUGGCCCACACGCUGCAGGCCAAGCUCAAGGAGCCGGAGAUGGACGACAGCAAGAGGGGGCCCCGGCCCCAGGACCUCAUCCGCCUCUACGACAUCAUCCUGCAGAGCCUGGCAGAGUUGUCCGUCAUUCAGGGAAUGGAGGAGGAUCAGACCUUCCAGAAGGAGGUGGCCCUGAAGACCCUGGUGUACAAGGCCUACAGGUGUUUCUUCAUCGCCCAGUCCUAUGUGCUGGUGAAGAAGUGGAGUGAGGCCCUGGUUCUGUAUGAGCGAGUUCUGAAGUACGCCCAAGAGGUCCAGUCCAAAGCCAAGAGCCUGAACAACAGCCUCAAGGACCUUCCAGAUGUCCAAGAACUUAUCGCCGAGGUUAAUGCCGAGAAAUACUCGCUGCAGGCGGCAGCCAUCUUGGACAAAGAAGAUGUAGCGGAAACACCCAUACAGCCCAAUGUGAAAGAGAACAAGCCCCUCUGCGACCGAUUGGACGCCUUCCGUCUGGAUCCCACCCUCGUCGGCAAGCAGCCCAAUCUGGUGGAGUUUCCCCCCGACUUCCAGCCAAUCCCCUGCAAGCCCCUGUUCUUCGACCUGGCACUCAACCACGUGGCCUUCCCGCCCCUGGACGACAAGGUGGAACAGAAGGGCAAGGGAGGCCUGACCGGAUACAUCAAGGGCAUCUUCGGCUUCGGCAGCUAAAUCCCGGCGCAGACCUCCCGGUGGUCGGCCCCGACGCUGGGCUGCGUGAGUCCCCAGAGCACCGGCUUCCUCCAGUCUCUUGAGUGUUGGCUGCUCCGGCGCGCACACACACACACACACACACCUCAGAUUCUAGAGACUUCCGUGCCUGGUGUUCAUUUGCUCACGCAGCAUCCCCAGACACCUCCCUCCCUCACAAACAAACAAACAAACAAACACAC
Messenger RNA from Clupea harengus (Atlantic herring), 2046 nucleotides. RefSeq names its product signal recognition particle 68 (gene srp68). Gene Ontology annotation, biological process: SRP-dependent cotranslational protein targeting to membrane. Gene Ontology annotation, molecular function: protein binding; 7S RNA binding; signal recognition particle binding. Gene Ontology annotation, cellular component: signal recognition particle, endoplasmic reticulum targeting. Lineage: Eukaryota; Metazoa; Chordata; Actinopteri; Clupeiformes; Clupeidae. The record is from RefSeq and is a predicted model, not a curated record.